Molecule: messenger RNA, 348 nt
Organism: Lasiodiplodia theobromae
Lineage: Eukaryota; Fungi; Ascomycota; Dothideomycetes; Botryosphaeriales; Botryosphaeriaceae
Exons: 2
Coding region: 1-348 (115 amino acids)
Biological process (GO): cristae formation
Cellular component (GO): mitochondrial crista junction; MICOS complex
Source: RefSeq, a predicted model, not a curated record
AUGGGCUUCAUAGCCGGCUUCAUCGGCGGCGUCACCCUCACCUCGUCCGCGCUCUAUCUCUCGACCCUCAUCCACCAGCGCAACCGCCUGCAGCAGUCCCUCUCCGUCCGCCAGUCGGCGCACCUGCUCAAGCAGAUCUACGACCCGGACCGCAUCUACACGCCGCCGUCGAUGCGCGAGCACACCGCCGGCAUAGAGGAUCUGGCCAAGGACAGGUGGAAUCGGGAGGUCGAGCGGGCGGUGCGGCGCGUGCAAGAGACGGACUGGCGCGAGGUGGGGCGCGAGGUCGAGGAGGCGGCGCUGGGGGCGUGGGAGAGGAUUAGGAAGAGUGGUGGUGGAGAGAAAUAA